GGCUGAACUUAGCAGAAGUGGAGAUGCCUUGGCGAUUCUCUCUGCUUGCCAAGCUGCUGCAGGGUCGCUAACAGACUGGGGUUUUUUUUUGCGUACACUGGACGCUGCAGCCACGCUGGUUCUGGCGCCAAGUCUCUACUGCUGUUGCCAAAAUGGUGAUUAAAGUGUUUGUGGCAACGUCCUCGGGGUCGACGGCGAUUAAAAAGAAACAACAAGAAGUAGUAGGCUUUUUAGAGGCCAAUAAAAUUGAUUUUAAGGAAAUGGACAUAGCCUGUGAUGAAGACAAUCGGAAAUGGAUGAGAGAAAAUGUUCCAGGUGAAAAAAAGCCACAAAAUGGGAUUCCUCUCCCUCCCCAGAUAUUCAAUGAGGAACAAUAUUGUGGGGAUUUUGAUUCAUUUUUCUAUGCAAAAGAAGAAAACUAUAUUUAUUCAUUCCUGGGAGUUGCUCCUCCACUAGGCUCAAUGGAAGGGAGGAUUACAGAGGAGGUACUGACUGUGCCAAAUGGGGAUAUUUCUGGAGAAGAGAACAAAACUGCAGAGGAGACUGAAAAAUGUUCUGUUACUGAAGAAAAUGAGAUACAAGCGGAAGAUGAGGUUGAGGCCAUGCCUGAGGGUGAGGGUGAAGCUCAGGCUGAGGCUACUGAAGCACAGGGACAAGAUGAAGAACAGCCAGCAACAGAAGAAGUAGAAGCAACACAGGAAGAAGAGGAGGAAAAAAUGGAAAAAGAAGAAGAGGAGGAGGAAGAAGAAGAAGAGGAAGAAGAAGAGGAAUCUUAAUAUAUUUGUUUGCUACUUUUUCUUCAGAAGAUGUUUCAGGAACUGACGAUAUCACUGCAGAGUGAAGACAACAAUCCCUUUCCCUCCAUAUUAUUGUUUUUCUACGCAACUCCAGAUAUCAGCACAGAUAUAUUUUGAGACAUUAAGCAGCUCCAAAUGUGAACUUUCUACAUAAACUUCCUUGCUGUGUUGUAUAUGUACAGUAGUUUCUGCCUUGGAAUCCAGUGGGGCUUCAGAUCUUGAUGAUCAACAAGCAUUAUGAGAUUGGCUUUAGGAUAUGUGGUUCCUCUGAGCAAGGAUUAGUUCAGACUCCAUAUUGGUUUCCUGAAAGGUACAUACUAGAAUGGCCAAGCCGUUCUCAACUGGAAAACCCCAAAGAAGCUCUCAAUUUAUGUGCCAGAAUUUACUGAUCUCUAAAAUAGCCAUAGAAUAUACAGCAAUUGUAAUAAACCCAUUUCAUGCCAAUGGCAUGCUUGUGCUUGUACAAGCAUUCAUUUGUCAACAUCAGUCACAAAAUUAGACAGCUAAAAAUCAUUAUUUUUAUUCCCUUACAAAAAGCAUUAUGUGGUAAUCUCUACUUCCCUCUUCUAUUUUUUUGCCAGUUUACACUAACUUACAUUUUCUUAUUAUAAUUUCACUUUUAAUAGAGGCAGGCCUUUUCAAAAGAUACUAAUCACUGUAUCAGUGAAAGUAUAUAAGCUGGAAUAUUAGAUUUCCCUUCUGUUAAUGACAUUAUAUAAGGUCAAAAAUAUCUGAAGGUAAUUGAUGGAGAACAAAACUGUCUAACCCAUUCUUUUGCAAUCCUUUAUAAGCUUUGCAGGAAGCUAUGAACAUUAAUGGAAAACCCAUUGGUAAAUAAGCUAGUAAUAUCACCAUAAAGAAAUUAAUUGCAAUCCCCCUCCCCCAGCAUUAUGUGAUGACAAUAAGGGCAGGCUUAGGAAGAGUAAUCAAAUAAUUAAUUUUUGCAAUUUAGUGACUUUAGUCACAUCAGAUGAGGCACCAGGAGGAUCAAAAUAGAAAGUAUGCUGGAGAUCCAUAGACUCUUGUUAAUUUUAAUAGUAAUUAGUAUAGUGCUAAUUGAGUUUUUCUCCUCCUGAUGCACACAUGUAGUUUUCUUGAUGGUAUUAUGGAAAUAAUUUGCCACUGCUUUCUUCUGGGAUGGUUUUUCAACUUUCCAAUCUAGCCUAUCUCCAAAAUAUUCUUAUGUGGCUAGCUAUUCAGGUGCUAGCUAGACUAACCCCACUUGCCUUCUAAGAUCAGCCAAAGUCUUGCUCCAGCAGGAUAAUGGUCAAAGUAUUGGAAUUAGACUAGGGAGACUCAUGUUCAAGUUCCUGAUUAGCCCAUCUCUCAGACUAGGAAUUUCUCACAAAGUUACUGUAAGGAUGAAUUAGGAGAGACUAGUGAAAUCUUUAAGACUCAUCACAAAAAAGCACUUGGGAUGCUCCUUUGGGUGAAGGUUAAUUGGAAAUGAGAAAGAAAAGGGCUAGAAAUAUUAUUUCCCCUUAUUCAUUCUAUUUGUAUUAUGCGUUCGUAAUUUGGGAGUGAUGGGGGGGGGAAGGAAGUUGAAAAUGAAACAGUAAAAAAAGAAAGAGGUAGCCCUCCUAAACCCACGUGCUGCAUUACUUAUCUUGAUUUUGCUUACUGACUUGAGAAUAAGUGAAAAGAAAUAGAACAGCAACAUGCUGUAACUAUAUAAUACAUGUAGUUUCUCUUUUAGCCACUGGGAGUCAUUGUAGUGGUCAAGACAUAUCCAGAAUGUAUAACUUCCCUAGCAAAAGAAUCUUAUUAGGUUGACAGCAAUCAGAACUACUACUGUUUACAUCAGGGGCUGGAUAAGCACAAUUGUCCUAACAUCUAUACACUCUCUGUAAUUAGCUUAAUAAAUAGUUGAAAAAAAAGUGAAGGAACAUUGAAAUUGCUGUAGGACUGCUUAUAUACAUUAAGGGUGCAGGAACUGUGGUUGCCCCAAUGUUGGUAAAUUACAGUUGCCAUUAGCCAUGCUGGCUGGGGUUGUUGGAAUCGUAGUUCAUCAACAUCUGGAGACCUAGAGGUUUCCACCUCUGCUAGAGACACAGUGUUAGGAUUUUACUGUUAAACUUCAAAUCCAUCACCUACCCACCAACCAACUUCUAAACUAGUCUUUUUCUGGAAGAAUGUGCAUUAGCCUGUUUCUGAGUGAAGGUUUAAUUAGCAACCCUAUUACCUGUAAUGAUUGCACCUUAUGUUAUUUAUUUAUCCCCUCCCCUUUGUAUCAUGUAAAAGCUGCUAGAAAUCUCAGUGUACUUAAAAAUAACUUUUCUAUCCAUCUGCCUCUGUUUUUGUUUAUUUCAUAUGUCAAAGAAAGAUUUGUGGAAGAAAAAUAUUAAGGGAAUUUUUCUAAUAGAAAGCAUUAAAUGUAUUCACACUUCAAGGAAAUGUAAGACUGUAACCAUUUGAAAACUAUAAUAAGCUAAAAUAGUUUGUUAUUUUAGUGCCCAUGCCUUUUAAAACCUCUCCGGAUUUUUUAAAAUAGUAGAAUGCCCUGGAGAAUGUUGCUGGAAUACACAAAAGAGCAAAGCAAAUAUAGUUAAGUAAACAUUCUUCAUCACCCUCAUGUCUUCAAAGAGGGGAAUGAAGUUCCUAAAAUUUCCAAUUACAGAAUUCUGGAAUUCUAGUUCCAAGAGGUGAGGAGACCACUAGAUUGGGGGAAAUUGUUUUAGAAAUACAGUUAUUCCUAUAAUUAUAACUCUGCUUUUCACUUUUUUUGAAAUCUAAAUAUACCAAUGAUCCUUUAUCCCCAUAUUCAUCAAUAUUCUGUAACUUCAGGGAAAUAAGUUUAUCAUGACAUAAAUGAUAUGUCAUAUCAUGAUAUAAAUGAAAAAGAGCAAAAUAACUUUGGUGUGAUAUUACUGUUACCAUGCUUGCUAUUAGAAUCAUUAAAGUCAUGUUGCUUCAUGGACUAGCACUGGAGAAUCAGAAAUGCAUAGAUUUCAAAGAUAUUAAGUAAUCUUGAUACAUGGACAGGAUCUAAAGAACUUCUUUGGCCAUGCCUUCUUAGGAUCUCCUUGAAUAGGAGCAUUCAUCAAUGUGGUUUCAAAAAUUCCAUGUUGAAGUCACUGUAGCUCCAAUACAAUAGUUCCUUGCUAUUGUUUUGCCCCUUCUUUUGAAAAUGAUUCCAUAAAGUUGUACAUUUGGUAUGUGCAUUAUCUGGAUGACGCAGUCUUUCUUUAUUCAUUUAAAGGCAGUGGUUGGUACAGAGGAAUAGGAAGAGGUAAGUCACCAUCACAACACCAAAUUCAGUAAAGAACUACUGUAAUCACACAAGACAAAUCUGAACCCCACUUAAGGUGCAUUAUUCUCCCAAAUAUUUAAUAUUUAGUAUUUAUUUAGCCCAGGAUAUUACUGAGAUGAUUCUUAGGGCUGACCAUGAGCAUGCAUAUACCAUUUUUUUCUUUCUCACUCUAAGCAGUUGCAAAACUGAAAUUAGUUUUUUUUUUUAAGAAUGAUCUUGAAGAAAGUCUGUGAAAUUUUUGAGGACAAUGCAUUUUCUAUAUCUAUGGAUGAUUCUUCACCAAAAAUUCAAGGAAGUUUAGCUUCAGUAGCUUAACAGUUUUGAUUAUUGCUGUCUGAUCUAAAUCGAACUGCAUUAAUUUUAACAAAUCACUUGGAUUACUUUUUUCCAUUCUUGAGGUAGAAAAACAUGGAUACACCAAUAUUGGCAGUUUCAUUUUCCAAUUAUUUUUCUAUUACUGUAUUUGUCACAUGAAGUUCAGUAUUUGUAGUUGUUACACUCUGAAUUAACAUGUUUGUUGUGUUAACUGUAGAUACAGGUUUUUGGCAUUUCUCUCACUCUCAAAGAAAAAACCCUACCUCUUGAUAAACACAAAAGGAAUUCUGGCAGUGAUACAAGAAA
Molecule: messenger RNA, 4668 nt
Organism: Notechis scutatus (mainland tiger snake)
Lineage: Eukaryota; Metazoa; Chordata; Lepidosauria; Squamata; Elapidae
Gene: SH3BGR
Product: SH3 domain binding glutamate rich protein
Cellular component (GO): cytoplasm
Source: RefSeq, a predicted model, not a curated record